Messenger RNA from Photinus pyralis (common eastern firefly), 1609 nucleotides. RefSeq lists its product as uncharacterized. The transcript has 2 exons. The record is from RefSeq and is a predicted model, not a curated record. The coding region runs from base 767 to 1594 and encodes 275 amino acids. Lineage: Eukaryota; Metazoa; Arthropoda; Insecta; Coleoptera; Lampyridae.
UAAUAUGGUGAUGAAGAAAGUUACAUUUGACGAUAGUAACAAUCGCGUGUAUGUACUGAUCGCGUGGUCCUUUGCAUAUAGUGCGGCACGAAAAGGGCCUUGGGAAACUAUGGCCUUGGAUAGAUUUCGCUUUAGUACAAAAAUAGAGCAAUUUUGUAAGAUAUUGUCUCCCGUCUUAGCAGAAAAUCAUCGUUUAUCAGUUUAUCUGACUAGAUUUCAAGGUCACCAGAACUCAAUGUAAUGGUCAACAGACAGCAAUAUAAUGGUGGUAGAAACGGUGAAUGGAAUCAGUCGAAUAGUGUUCGCUAAUCAGUUAAAAUGGAUCUUAAUCAACUCAACAGUAGCACCUACUGCAAACCUUUCAAGAACGUCAAGGAUAUGAAGGUCGGUGAAAAGUAUAAAGUGAUUGGUAUCGACCUAAUCAAUACCAAAUAUGGCGACCGAAUACUGAUCGAUACUGAGAACUUUAAGUGCAUCCUUCCUUUGCGCUUUUAUGACUACUUCAAGAGCGACAACCGUCUGCAGAUCUUCAAGGACACCUUGUCCAGGGAAGAAGUGUUUAUAACAAGCGCCGGAACGGCGGGGAAGACUACUAAUUUAACAUUUAUGUAAAAAAGUUGUAAAUGAGAUAGAGAGAAAUAAUAAAAUGUUGUUGAUGAGAGAGAGAAAUUGUGUCUCUUAUUUAAAUGCAUAUCCACCCUUAGAAACACUUUAGUUGUUCUGUGAUCGUGGGGUCGAGAUCAUCUCAACGAAAAAAAGCUCCAAAAUGGAUACAAUCAGUUGUACUAAUAAUUAUUUCUCGUGCUCGUGCUGGUGCUGUAAUAACAACAAAGACACUAGUGAUGAUUCUAUCACCCAGUUUGCCGAAAAUGUGCAUAGUAAAGCUGCCGACGAACGUUUAAUCGAUUGCUCAUCAUAUGACCUCUACGAUGGUGAAAGCAAUUCGAAGAAAUAUAUUGAAAUUGGCUACAGUACGCAUCUUAAUUUGGCCCCAGUUUUACGAAUUGUGCACUCUCCAUUAAAUGCGAUAGUGAUGGUGAAAGAAGAUUGGGAAAUGCUUCUAAAGCACCAAACAUAUCUCGAGAUGAAGUUCUUUAGAUCUCAAGAGCUCGAAAAUUGGAUCGACUGGUCCAAUGUUAAGGAAGAAGAUAUUGAGCACGACAAAAGUUCUGAAUCGCUUAACGCAAAUUUUACUAUUCAUUAUAACAGGAAAUUUGUGCGGGAUCCCACGACGACUGAGAAAAUAUUAGAGAGCGUAACAAUACAACGUGAUAAGCUGCAUUAUUGCACGAUGAGUAAGUACGUCGUUGAAGAAUUGUUUAAUCUAAAAGAUAUAAUCAACUAUCGUUUGGAUUUACUGGAAUCGUACGCUCUGUCCUGUUUCUAUCAGGAUGUUAUCGAACAGGUGAUUAACUACCGUCAUUUUCGUAAAAUGGAGUUUGGUAACGAGGACGAGGGCGACGAUGACAACAUCUAUCGCGAUAUUGAAGACGUAUUAAACUAUAAGUUUAACGUCAAUUCUCAUAAUACAGUUUGCAUGAUGGAAUUAUUAUACUAUCGACCUACUUAUUUUAUGUAUCACAUAUGUCAAUAAACGUACUUUAUUUGA